AUGGGCUACAGUACACCGACCAGCGAAGGCUUAUGGCGCAAACGUCAACUUUUGCCAUAUUGGAUAAUACAAGGAUUAUGUUGUGGUGUAUUGGGCGUCAUCUCUUGCUUGAUGAUUGGUUCCAGCACGGUAUAUCUCGUAGCAGGCCGAGGCGACGAUAAUGUGAGCUGGUUCGGAUAUCCAGUCAAUGAUUUAGCAAGAGUUGCUGUUGCAAUCGGCACUGUAUUGCUCGUCUUUUGCAUUCUCACAUUAGCGCUCGGCGCAACCGAGGCCAUAUUAUACAAAGCCAGUCGACUUAGGCCAGCACUGCUGCUAGCCUUUGCCUGCAUCAAGACGACCGUCUGGCUAGUAUUCUUCUUUUUCGUAGUCGUCUCGGCGGCACACGGAGCCCUGAGCCCGCUCAACCUGAUCCUCGCCAUCAUGCUCGCCGUGACGAGUAUAGGCCAACUCGUCCUGGGGGCGAUUUAUACCCACAAGCUGCAAAAGUCAAUACACGACCGAGGAAGAUACGCCGAUCUCGACCCCGAGGGCGGCAAGACGCAGAACAUGGCCACCCUCCCGCGGUCCAAUACCUGGCGCAAGUCGAUCCCCACCAUCACCAUAACAUCGCGGCAAUGGUCGCCGCGGAGCAGUAUAGAAGAGGAAGAGGAGGAUAUUACCACCGACUAUGAGAGCUACCGGAACUCUUUGCUGCAGGCCGAGAAUAUGCGAAAUGGGGGCGCCCAAGAGCUCGCGGCACCGGAGAAUAGUCAUGCACGGAGCGUCGCUGCUGGCAUUGAAGAGACACGGACCAUUGCCUCGUCCAACUACGAGGCUUCCAUGUUGGGCGCCGUGAGCCCGCCCACAAGUCCGGGUUUGCCUACGACGCUGUCGCCUCCGCCGGUCCAGAAGUGUUACUCGCCCGCCAGCAAUAUGUAUGAGUUUGACCAGGCGGACUUGUCGAUUACGGGAUUCUAUGGUUCCGGGUAUGAAGGAAAUACCAAAACGUGGUAG
Messenger RNA from Pestalotiopsis fici W106-1, 993 nucleotides. RefSeq lists its product as uncharacterized. Bases 1 to 993 code for a protein of 330 amino acids. The transcript has 2 exons. The record is from RefSeq and is a predicted model, not a curated record. Lineage: Eukaryota; Fungi; Ascomycota; Sordariomycetes; Amphisphaeriales; Sporocadaceae.